Molecule: messenger RNA, 492 nt
Organism: Lycium barbarum (goji berry)
Lineage: Eukaryota; Viridiplantae; Streptophyta; Magnoliopsida; Solanales; Solanaceae
Exons: 1
Coding region: 1-492 (163 amino acids)
Source: RefSeq, a predicted model, not a curated record
AUGUAUGAUUUCUUGUUGCCUCAUGGAACUGUGAUCUCAUGGAAAAGUCUCAUGUUUAAUAAUGAUGCAAGACCAAAAGCUAGAUUUACCGUGUGGCUCCACUGUCAUGGAAGAAUGUUAACUAUUGACAGACUUGUUAAGUGGGGUAUGGCUGUUAAUCCUCUAUGCUCAAGAGACCUUUGUUCAUGGAAUGUACUUUUGCUAAAUGUAUUUGGGACAAGAUCCUCACAUGGGCUCAGUGGACUCCAAUACCUACUAUUAUAUGAGACCAGUAAAUGGAUUGGACUAUCAGGAAUGCUAAAGGCAAGACUCAAGCUGCUCUUCAAAAUGAUCUUUGCUGAGUGUAUCCAUGCAGUAUUGCUGGAAAAGAAUCAAAGAGUAUUUGAGAACAAGAGUACGAAUAGUGAGAGCAUUGCUAGAGAGAUUGGUUAUAUUUGUGGUGUUGGGGAAAAACCUGGACUUUGGACCAUGAUUCAUCAUUUUACUUUUUAA